Messenger RNA from Drosophila persimilis, 3822 nucleotides. RefSeq names its product protein hu-li tai shao (gene hts). Lineage: Eukaryota; Metazoa; Arthropoda; Insecta; Diptera; Drosophilidae. Bases 259 to 3807 code for a protein of 1182 amino acids. The transcript has 11 exons. Gene Ontology annotation, cellular component: cytoskeleton; plasma membrane; postsynaptic density. The record is from RefSeq and is a predicted model, not a curated record. Gene Ontology annotation, molecular function: actin filament binding.
UAAUUUUUGGAAACGCUGCGCACCUUUUGGCGUUAACGAACACUGACGACCGAACCGCCUUCCAGCUCUCCACUCUCGUUUUUGCGUCUUGUUCUUCGAGUUGUGCGGACGUGUGCGUGCGCCUCUAUUGUACUCGUGUGUGUGAAACGACUGGAGGAUCGGCCGACCGACAUUUAGAAAAGCAGCCACGCCACAUAUUAAAAAGGAAGAGAGCAAACAAUUUCAAUUUUAAGCAUUUAAACAGAAAAGGAAGCAAACAUGACUGAAGUCGAGCAACCGCCACAGAAUGGCAUAGACCCAACCGCCGGCGAUCACGACGAGGACAGCAAAGCGCGUCCCGCCGAUAUUGAACAGGAUAUGCGCGAAAUGGAGCGCCGCAAACGCGUCGAGGCCAUUAUGGGCUCGAGGCUGUUCCGCGAGGAACUGGAACGCAUCGUCGAUUCGGCCCGUGAGGGAGGUGGCGGGGCCAGCGGCAUACUGCAGCAGCUGUCGGACAUUGUGGGCGUGCCGGUGAGCCGGGUGGGCAGCGUUUUCAAGAGCAGCAGUUGCAUGGUGCCCAUUAACGAUAUACGCGGCGUGGAGUCCAUGGGCUAUGCCAAGGGCGAGAAAAUACUCCGCUGCAAGCUGGCUGCCACAUUCCGUCUGCUGGAUUUGUACGGCUGGACGCAGGGUCUGGGGGCACAGAUCACCGCACGCCUAAAGGUCGACCAGGAGUACUUCCUGGUCAAUCCCUAUGGCCUGCUCUAUCAUGAAGUCACUGCCUCGGCGCUAAACAAGGUGGAUAUGCAGGGCCAUAUUGUGGAGCAGGGCACCACCAACUUUGGCGUGAACAAGAGCCACUUUGUCCUCCACUCGGUGGUGCAUGCAGCACGCCCCGACAUUCGCUGCGCCAUCUACAUUGGCUGCAGUCCGGUUGUGGCCAUCUCUUCGUUGAAGACCGGCCUGCUGCCCCUCACCAGGGAUGCCUGUGUGCUGGGCGAGAUCACCACGCACGCGUACACGGGCCUGCUCGAUGAGGAGGAGCGCAACCGCCUUGUCCGCAGCCUGGGGCCCAACUCCAAGGUCAUACUGUUGGCCAACCACGGCGCCCUAUGCUGCGGCGAGACCAUCGAAGAGGCCUUCUUCGCCGCCUGCCACAUUGUGCAGGCGUGCGAGACGCAACUGAAGCUACUGCCCGUGGGUGUGGACAAUCUGGUGCUAAUUCCCGAGGAGACGCGCAAGAUCAUCUACGAGCAGUCGCGCCGGCCCCCAGAGGACCUGGAGAAGAAGUUUGCCGCCGUCACGGCUGCCGAGGAUGGAGCCACUGCCACGGAGCCUGCUGUCGCUGAACAGGCGGCUCCCACGCCCAAAAUCGGCAGUCCGCCCAAGUGGCGUGUUGGGGGAGCCGACUUCGAGGCCCUUAUGCGCAUGCUGGACAAUGCUGGCUAUCGCACAGGCUACAUCUACCGCCAUCCCCUGAUUAAAUCGGAUCCACCCAAGCCCAAGAACGACGUGGAGCUGCCACCGGCCGUGUCAUCUCUCGGCUAUCUGCUCGAGGAGGAGGAGCUCUUUAGACAGGGCAUCUGGAAGAAGGGAGAUCUGCGCAAAGGAGGCGACCGCAGUCGCUGGCUCAACUCCCCGAAUGUGUAUCAGAAGGUCGAAGUCCUGGAGACGGGCACCCCAGAUCCCAAGAAAAUCACAAAGUGGGUCGCUGAGGGUUCACCCACCCAUUCGACGCCCGUGAGGAUCGAAGAUCCGCUGCAGUUUGUGCCAUGUGGGACGAAUACCAAGGAGUUUAAGCGCGUCCAACAGCAAAUCAAGGAUAAUCGACGUGCGGACAAAAUCUCAGCUGGACCACAAUCUCAUAUACUGGAGGGCGUGACCUGGGACGAAGCGAACCGCAUCAAAGAUGCCACUGUCUCGCAGGCCGGUGAUCACGUGGUGCUAAUGGGUGCCGCCUCCAAGGGAAUCAUUCAGCGGGGCUUCCAGCACAAUGCGACUGUCUACAAGGCGCCAUACGCCAAGAAUCCCUUCGACAAUGUGACCGACGAUGAGCUGAAUGAGUACAAGCGGACGGUGGAGCGCAAAAAGAAGAGCAUUCAUGGCGAAUACACCGAUACGGACUUUUCGGAAUCAGAGGCUCUUAACUCGAUGCAGGCAGCGGGAGCUUUGGCUCAUGCCAAACACGCACAGAGCGAACCCGAGACGGAACACCAAAUUAUCCAGAUUCAAACGCAACAGGCGCCCAUUCCCAGCCAAGCGGAAGUUGUAUUGAGCGAUGAGGUACGGUCUUAUUUGACCCGGAAAUAUUCAUUUCUGUGGGAUCCCAGGCAGUACCUUGACGCCUGCGUCGGUGCCACCCAUCGAGUGCAGCAGGUGAAUGUAAUACACAAGGUGGAUACAGUCAGCAGGCACAACUAUCCCCCCAUCAACAUCCACAACAACAUCAACCACAAUACGACCAUGGAGAACAAUGCGACAAGCGCCUGGGUGGAUCUGCCCAGCAGUACACCGCAUCGAGGUCCCAUCGUUAACUCUCCGAAUGCCGGGGAGACGGUUCCAUUCCGGACAAUCUCUCACUAUGGAUUUAAUUGUCCACUCAAUAGUGCACCCAGCAUCCUGCUCCAUCCAGAACACAAAUCCAUUUGGCAAAAUGUAUCUGAGCAGCGGGAAAAUGUGUUCUCUUUCAUUAAUCUGUCGAUCUUGACCAAGGAGAAUCGGAAGAUGCUCGAUGUCCUGGCAGCUGCAGCAACAACACCAACAUCGGCGUCGACAGUCAAGCAGCAGCCAUUGUCUUCACCCACCUAUGUCUCGGAGAAGCAGAUUCGAUUGGAGCCAACGCCCCCGCAGAGGAAGCAGCGCGUUUACAGUGCCACGGCGAGCAGUGGCAGAAGCUUUGAUGAUUCUUUGGACGAGCUCGAGUCUAUGUUCGAAUCCAUAACUAUGGCCAGCCCCCAAAGACAGCCACAGUCACAAGACUAUAGUCUCUAUCGCAGCUAUAACUUUCUGCCGAGAGACCAUGCACUGUCAGUGGACACGGACGCGAAUGGAAACGGGGUGAAGCACAGCAGACGGCCCGAGGCAGAGCAGAGCAUCUACCAAAACGGCGACGACAGCGGCUUGGGUAGGCGGCGGGAACGAACCACUACGAGCAAUGGUUCGUCUACGCAGGAGGCCGAGGCCUAUACCCCGGGCAAACAUGUCAGGCUGACCUUGAGCAGCUCGCCCCUGGCUGGCGCUACAUCUCCGACCCCCACGACCAUUGAGGUUCUGAUCAAUGUGUCGCUGCGCAACGCCGAGUGCGUCCAGACGGUGCAGACGCACGAGCAAGAGUUCCGGGCCAAACUGGAGAAGGUCAUCGAUGAAGAGAUCCACUACAUCUCGCAGCAGCUAGCCACGCGACAGCGAACCGCUCAGAUACUCCAAGAUCAGCCAGCCCCUACUCGUGCUCCGCUGGCCACGCCCACACCGUCCCAGUUGCUGCAGCGCAGCAAUUCGGCACCGGUCCUGUGCCACGCCUACAGCUAUGUGGACCUGGCCGAGACCGAUAUGACUGGAAAGCCGUCGCCCUCAACUAUUUCCGACAGUGGUGUCGGUGCCGGUGCAGCGUCCGGUUCGUCUCCAUUGGUGUCCCCAGGGGAGGCUGAUCUGAAUACCCAUCUCAGCUCAUUCGAGAAUAUGUUGCAGAGCUUGCUGAAUAAUGUUAUUAAAGCCCAUAUGCUCCACAACCAGGCCUUCAUCACGGACUGUCGUGCGCGCUUUUCGCAGCUGUCCGAGGGUCUGGCCUCCUGCGGAAUAUCCCCCGUCAAGUCUCUCAAUCAUUACUAAAUCAUAAUAUUUGUG